CCCCUGCAGCACGCUGGAUUUGUAUUGAAAUAUUCUCAAACACAAGGCAGAGUAUAAUACACACUUCAAGAGUGAGUUUACUACGGCAGCAGUGCCCCUACACUCCGGCAGCGUUCAUAUAAAACACAAGGCAUAGUACAAUGUGUUUUGCUUAGUAUGUGUCGCGGUAAAAGAGGUCGAGCAGCAUUUUAUCCAUUUAGCGGCUUACCGGUACCUGAGCACGAUUACCGUGGACAGUGAUGGAAAUAAUCUGAAAUUCGACUGGAAAUUGAUUUUAUCGCCUUAGACUGAUUUUUUUCUUGGCUUGCCGGUAAGUUUUUUGUGGUAUUUCUUGCACCAGGUGUUAAAUUUUGCCUUCGCGUGUGAGUGGUGUGUACAUAGACGUACACGAUGGAGAACGAAAAGGGGUUAACCGCUCUCCAUGCAUCUGCCUUCGGAUUGAAUUUGAUCACCUGUACAAAGACAAUGUCGGCCACCUACUCGGCGAUACAUCACAAUGAACACGACCGACUUUACUCUUCGCAUUCCGACAACGAUGUUCUAAGCGAGACUGAAAUGUGGGCUGUCAUAGAACGUGAUAUUGGAGCCUUACCUCUCUACCUCAAAAAUAUUUUAAGCAUAAACGGUUACAAUCACCUCCUAAGCCUAGAAGAGCUAGACGAAACUUCUAUACAGGAAGUUGAGAAAUUCGCUCGGGAAAAUAUGAAAAACUACGUACCCAACACCGAAGCAUAUUUUUACAUUUUCAAGAAGAAUCCAGCCGACUUCCGCAUAGUAUCUGGUCACCGUAAAUUAUUGUUAAAACUUCGCGAACGUAUAAGACAAAAUGGUGUUCACUAUUACACGCAACUGAAAGUUCCUGUUAUAAAAAUGAUGGCUGAUUUCUACAAUGACGAAGAAUUGAAUUCUCAAUCUGAACCGCCGCAAAUUAAACCCCCACUUGAUCAAUCAAUAGAGCCAACGUUAGCACCACCACCCUCAAUCACAUUGACUCCUAUUGAUCCACCAGAAGAAACGACGAUUAAACGGAGACGAAAACAGAAUACGAUCCCAGACAUCUAUAAUGAAGAGGAUAAAAUUCGACUCCUAGUUUAUAAUUGGUACCACAAAUAUACCGAGGAGGAAUUAGACAUGCCAUCGAUUGGAGCAGCAGUUUGUGAUAGCGAAGAGAAAACGUAUGGUGUGGUGGCAUGUCCGCUUUGUGCCAUCCAUGUGAAAAUCGGGGCUGAAAGAAAUAAAAACGGUUCGAAUCGAUGGAUCAUAUCAAACUAUGUUAAACAUUUCCAGAAGCACCAUCCCGCUAGUUUUAAGCAAGACAGAGGUUUCAAAAUUGAAAUUUGCUAAUAAGAUAAAGAUCCUUGUUUAUAUAUUUUUCCAUGUCAAACAUUGCAAACAUUCAUUAAAUUUUUUUACAAAAAAAGACAAAUACAUUAUUUUUUAAGCAGA
Messenger RNA from Hermetia illucens (black soldier fly), 1446 nucleotides. RefSeq lists its product as uncharacterized. The record is from RefSeq and is a predicted model, not a curated record. The transcript is spliced from 5 exons. NCBI's taxonomy places the organism in Eukaryota, Metazoa, Arthropoda, Insecta, Diptera, Stratiomyidae. Bases 391 to 1344 code for a protein of 317 amino acids.